Messenger RNA from Botrytis cinerea B05.10, 1544 nucleotides. It is a transcript of the gene Bctim21, whose product is annotated as Bctim21. Gene Ontology annotation, biological process: protein import into mitochondrial matrix. The record is from RefSeq and is a predicted model, not a curated record. Bases 254 to 937 code for a protein of 227 amino acids. The transcript has 3 exons. NCBI's taxonomy places the organism in Eukaryota, Fungi, Ascomycota, Leotiomycetes, Helotiales, Sclerotiniaceae. Gene Ontology annotation, cellular component: TIM23 mitochondrial import inner membrane translocase complex.
GAUUGAAAAAGUCAUUUUUGAUGUAAAGGGGUGACUUAAAAAGAGGGGUGGUUAUAGAGCACGGUGUUCCCUGAUCGCAAAUACCCCACGGUAGCUUGAAGCUUCAAAAUAAUUUACACUGCGUAGGUAAAUAAAUAUAUUUCAUUUAUCAACUUUUGCGUUUUUAUAUCUUCCCAAAAACACAGCAACACAACCUUUACACAAGACUUUUGUUUUUUUCUCAUACCGAUCAUCAAACCAAUUCAAACCAACCAUGCUCCCUUCAAUUAGAGCAGUGUCUCUGCUCAGUCUCCCUUCAUCUCUGCGACCACUCCUCCUGUCACGGCUCUACGCAACACACACAGGCUUAGGUACGACGAAUGCCUCAUCGCAACCAAAAAGAAAGGCAGUGACUACCUUCAACGAUGAUGGCAGAGUUCCCUGGCGCGACUUAUCGCGGCGGGAAAAGGUUUCCAGAACAACGCAACAAACGUUUAAUCUUGGUACUGUCCUCGUCGGCACAGCAUUAACGGGAGGUGUCAUCUAUCUCCUCUACACAGAAGUAUUUGGGCCCGAGAGUAAAACCAACCAAUUCAACAGGGCCGCCGAUCAGGUCAAGAAGGACCCACGAUGCAUAGAAAUACUGGGCGAUGGAAAGAAGAUAAGAGCAUAUGGCGAGGCAACAACGAGCAAAUGGGCGAGAGCAGGGCCUAUUGCGUCCAAUAUUUCGAAGGAUCGUAGAGGGGUGGAACAUAUGAUUAUGCAUUUCAACGUCGAGGGUCCGCUGAACAAAGGUGUGGUGAACCUACACAUGGUCAAGCGACCGUCUGAGAGCGAAUUCGCGUACAAGUACUUAUUCUUGGACGUGAAAGGACAUCAGAGAAUAUACCUUGAGAACGCAGAUGCAACAAAUAGUGGACCGGGGAAAAGUAGAUUCUUGGGGGUAACUUGGCGAUGAUAUGUAUGUCCGAUUCAAACCAGGACAUUCUAAACGAUAUUGGGGCCGGAACGAGGUGGUGUUGAAUGAACACUUGCCUUCUAAGAAAGAGCUGGAUUACAAGGUUGGUGGAGCAACUGUUGCAGAAGCUAUCUUCUGAAGAGCUUGACAUUCUAGAUUCUCUAAAGCCGUCUUAGACAUUCAAAGCUUUACCGUGAGACGGCAAUGGGGGUGCGCAUUGUAGACGGGGUUUAAAAGCCCUCGCGACCCUCCACCUCCUCUUGCCCUCUCUUCCUCAAAAUUGUAUGAUUAUUGUGAUUUAUAUUAUACUUUCAUAUUGUCGUAUAGCCUUUACAAAGAGUGUCCGCAGAAACCUCGACACAAUGCUCUGAUUUAAAAUUUCUUCAAAUUCAUAUAUCAGUCGUCUAGCGUUUCAAGAAAAGAAUCCUGUCUGCAUCCUAAGAAUCGCUUGCAUCCAUAGUCUUUACAUCCGUCAUAGCAUUUAAUCCACUCACUGCUUUCUGCGAGCAGCUUUUGAUUGAACCAGUUGCAAGCAUUUGAUAGGUUGUGGAUCAGUUGUAUCUCAAAUCUAACAACACAAAUAUAAGAAGUCCCUUCCUCUUAAGCA